Messenger RNA from Pelagomonas calceolata, 1130 nucleotides. Lineage: Eukaryota; Pelagophyceae; Pelagomonadales; Pelagomonadaceae. The record is from the annotation of a GenBank genome assembly.
GUGUACCGGCAGCUGUGCUUGAGUGCGAGGGAGGAGCCCGAGGAUUGCGUCCGCGCCCGCCUUUGACGCGCAGUCGAGUGCGAUAGCUCAGACCAGUUUUGCUGCAUCCGCACCGCACUGCUCGGCACAGUGAUGCACCGCACGCUCCAGCUCCUGGCCACGUUAGGCUCGGCAGCCGCGCUCGCACCGAUACGCCAUCGGAGAAGCACCGUCGUCAUGGGCGGCGCCGGCGACGUCAAGAAGUGGUUCGCGGACUCCGGCCGCGGCGACGCGAAGCCGAGCGGCGGCUCGUUGGGCGGCUCCGGCUGGGCCCAGACGGGCAAGUGGGUUACCAAUGAUGCGCAGUACUUCGUCAAGCAGACGAGCCAGUCCUAUAAAUCGAUGUUUGCUGGUGAAGCUGCCGGCCUGACGGCCAUGCGCCUGGCCAGUGAAUCAGGAGGCGAACCCGCUCUAAGGAUCCCCGAGGUCUUCCACGCGGCGGAUUUCGACGACGGGAAAGGUUCAUUUAUCGUCAUGGAGUUUUUGACCAUGGGCCGCGGCGGCGACGCCGAGACCUUCGGCCGGGCCAUGGCGCGCAUGCACCUCGCGACGCCCGACGACCCCGAAGCCGCUUCCGGUAAAUUCGGCUUCCCCGUCGAUAAUACGAUUGGGGCGACGCCCCAGCCGAACGGCUGGGACGACGACUGGAUAAAGUUCUGGUCGGAGCAGCGCAUGGGCCACCAGGUGAAUUUGGCGGGCGACGCGUCCAUAGACAGGCUGUGGCAACAACUAAAACCGCGAAUGCAUGAGUUCUUCGACGAGGAUGAAGACAUACAACCGUGCAUCCUGCACGGCGACCUGUGGUCGGGCAACAUCGGCACCGCCGCGGGCGCGCCGUCGGUCUUCGACCCGGCGUGCUACUACGGCCACCACGAGGCCGAGUGGGGCAUGUCCUGGUGCGCUUCUUUGGGAUCGGGCUUCUGGGCCGGCUACCGCGAACUGAUCCCCGAGGCGGCGAAAUUUCGAAUGCGGCGGCCGCUCUACGAGGCCUACCACCAGCUGAACCACUACAACCUCUUCGGCGGCGGCUACCGGAACGCGGCGUGCGGGUGCCUCGAGCAGUGCCUGGGGUCGCUGGACUAACGAUUGUC